CUGAAUUCGAGGAUCUGCUUGGUUUAGCUUAGACACAUUUGAGCGCGUAUUGUCAAGCAGCUUUGUUGAUAUCGGUACUCUGCUGCAGAAGUUUCUCAAGGCAUUUAUGAACUUUUGACUCAAAUGUUGAUGGAAACCUCGAGAUUGAAGUAGGUGGAAGCAUUAUACAAUAAUGGGUGGCCUUUGCUCUAGAAGAGCCACCAGUGAGAAUACAACAGGUCGUUCCAUACCACAUGUCAACGGUCACUUCAACUAUGGUGCUGGAACAGUUUAUCAGUCGCAUAGAUUGCCCUCACAGGCAAAUAAUGAUUCUGUGCAAUCUCCACUGGGGGAAAGCACAGAAAAUCAACCAAGUGAACCAGUGUUCUCUUUUCCAGAGUUGAAUGCAGCUUCCCAUGGGGUUGAUAUGGAUGCUAUCAAUGAUGGAAUUCCUCGAUUGUCUAGGGUUUUAUCAAAUAAAACCAGACCAACAAGGUCAAAGCAAGUUGCCAUGGCAAAGGUUUCAGAAGUGAGUUCACUUUUGGGCAGAGCUGGUACAGUGGGGCUUGGCAAGGCAGUAGAUGUGUUGGAUACUCUUGGUAGCAGCAUGACAAAUUUAAACCUAAGUGGUGGCUUUGCAUCUAGCAUGGCAACCAAGGGAAAUCAAAUUUCCAUUUUGGCAUUUGAAGUUGCAAAUACAAUUGUCAAGGGUGCCAAUCUUAUGUAUUCCCUUUCAAAUGAGAACAUUAAGCAUUUGAAGGAAGUGGUUCUCCCUUCUGAAGGUGUGCAGCUGUUGAUAUCAAAAGAUAUGGAUGAGCUCUUCAGAAUUGCUGCAGCAGACAAAAGGGAUGAACUGAAAAUAUUCUCUUGUGAAGUGGUUCGCUUUGGAAAUAGUUGCAAAGAUCCUCAAUGGCACAACUUAGACCGUUACUUUGAGAAGUUGGAAUCAGAAUUGACACCUCAUAAACAACUAAAAGAAGAAGCUGAGACUCUGAUGCUGCACUUAAUGACCUUGGUACAGUAUUCAGCAGAACUGUACCAUGAAUUGCAUGCAUUGGACAGAAUUGAACAAGAUUGUCGACGUAAAGCCCAAGAAGAGGAUACUUCAAAUGCUACUCAGAAAGGAGAUAGCCUUGCAAUUUUGAGAGCAGAGUUGAAAAGUCAAAAGAAACAUGUUAAAAGUUUGAAAAAGAAGUCUCUCUGGUCGAAGAUAUUGGAAGAGGUGAUGGAAAAGCUUGUGGACAUUGUCCACUUCCUCCAUUUGGAGAUCCAUGCUGCGUUUGGCAACACUGAUGGAGACCGACCAAUAAAAAACAACCAUCAGAGAUUAGGAUCUGCUGGUCUUGCAUUACAUUAUGCAAAUAUCAUUACUCAGAUUGAUACGCUUGUCACACGAUCCGGUUCGGUGCCCCCAAAUACAAGAGAUGCUUUAUACCAAGGGUUGCCACCAAGCAUUAAGUCAGCUUUGCGAUUCAAAUUACAAUCCUUCCAGCUCAAGGAAGAGUUAACUGUGCAACAAAUCAAGGCUGAAAUGGAGAAAACGCUGCAGUGGCUUGUUCCCAUGGCAACCAACACAACCAAGGCCCACCAUGGCUUUGGAUGGGUUGGAGAAUGGGCAAAUACAGGGAAACCUGCUGGACAGACUGAUCUACUUCGAAUUGAGACACUAUAUCAUGCUGAUAAGGAGAAAACUGAAGCUUAUAUUCUUGAACUGGUGGUGUGGCUUCACUAUCUUGUCACUCAGUCGAGAAGUUCUACAAAUGGCGGAAUCAGAUCUCCAGUGAAAUCUCCAUGCUGUUACCCUAAUCAAAAGAUGAAUCAGUUAACACACAAGCCAAGUUCUCCAUCUUCCACAUUAACAAUUGAAGACCAAGAGAUGCUUCGAGAUGUAAGCAAGAGAAAACUGACACCCGGAAUUAGCAAGUCCCAAGAAUUCGAUACUGCAAGAACUAGGUUGAGCAAGUUCCACAGGCUGAGCAAGAGUAGUAACCAUUCCCCUAUACGUGAAACCAAGAAGGACCCCUUUCCCAUUAGGAGACCGUCUUCUGUUCCAGUGAUCAAUUUUGACAUUGAUAGACUCAAAGCUUUGGAUGUCAUUGAUAGAGUGGACACAAUCCGAGGUACAUAAUGGUAAACUGAUAUAGCUGGGUUGGCAGAGAGGGGAUCCUUUAUUUGAGGCAUCAUUUUCUGCUGCAUUUGGUUAUCUUCUUUAUGCUAAUGGCUGCGUUUCUGCAUGAGCCGAUCAUUUUCCUCUGCUGCCGUUGUAUUAUGGCCUAGUUUGUGAUGGGGAACCAGUUAUCAGAAUAGCGUUCAAAAUCUGCUAUCUGUUCUGGUGCAAAUUUUCUGGUAAAUUUAGGGUACUAUGAUGAGUGAAAGUAUUCUGGCCUGUUUUGGUAUUGUCUGGUCUCUGUGCUUGCAAGAGCUGGUGGAUAGGUUUGAUAGAGAUUUGAGCUUUUUAGG
Molecule: messenger RNA, 2439 nt
Organism: Solanum verrucosum
Lineage: Eukaryota; Viridiplantae; Streptophyta; Magnoliopsida; Solanales; Solanaceae
Product: protein PSK SIMULATOR 1-like
Exons: 13
Coding region: 173-2107 (644 amino acids)
Biological process (GO): positive regulation of growth
Source: RefSeq, a predicted model, not a curated record